Messenger RNA from Aspergillus viridinutans, 594 nucleotides. RefSeq names its product GNAT family N-acetyltransferase. Gene Ontology annotation, molecular function: acyltransferase activity, transferring groups other than amino-acyl groups. The record is from RefSeq and is a predicted model, not a curated record. The transcript has a single exon. The coding region runs from base 1 to 594 and encodes 197 amino acids. NCBI's taxonomy places the organism in Eukaryota, Fungi, Ascomycota, Eurotiomycetes, Eurotiales, Aspergillaceae.
AUGGAUCCCUUCCCAUUGGAACCCUACCGCUCCGCGCGUCUCCUUUAUCGUGCGCCAGAGGAUAACCCAGCAGACGAUGCAUUCUUCCAAGGUCUCUACGCCGACCCCUUAGUCGGAUCUAUGGCCACUACCGCCCUCAUACGCCCGCUCAGCACAAAGGAGCGGAAGGAGUUGCGAGCAACGCUUGCUGUUGCGUUCAUGUCAGUCAUGAUAUGUAUCAUCCCGGACGAGGGCUCCGAUAUGGUGCCCGAGACAAUUGGCGUGAUCUCAUUAAAAGAGCAAGCCCCUGGCUUCACACAUAAUCGCACACAUGAGUUAGGGAUCAGUAUUGCGCGCCAGUACCAAGACAAGGGAUAUGGGUCUGAGGCUAUCUCAUGGAUGCUGGACUGGUCUUUUCUGACUGCGGGCCUGCACCGCGUUGAGCUGACGGUCUCUGAGUGGAAUGAGAGGGCACAAAAGGUGUACCAAAAGCUUGGGUUUGUAUCUGAGGGACGGAAGAGGCAGUGUGUGUGGAAAGGUGGGAGAUGGUGGGAUUUAAUCCAUAUGGGCAUUUUGGCGCAUGAGUGGGGGGCUAAGAAGGCUGCUGACUCCUGA